UCAAGGCCUAAACUGACUUCCACAAGCGUAAAGAUUCAGUCUAUUGGAAAAGGUCUCCUUACAAAAGUUUUGAUGGCAGCUUCGGUUCUAAAUUUUCAAAUAAUCCCACCUUUCCAACGCCUGCAACUCGCAUCACCAAAUACAGUUAAUUUCCCAACAGCAACCCAUAAGUGGCACUCGAAAUCCAGUGCUCCUAAGAUGUUUCGUGUGAAGCCCCUUGCUGUUCCUGAACAAGGGCUUCAGGGAGCUGUUUCAGGAGUUUUUGAUCUAAUCCAAGCCACACCCCCAACAUGGCAGUCUUCUUUCUUCAGUAAUCUCCUCAUAUUCAUAGUGGGUUCUCCGAUUCUCGUCUCCGGUCUAUCACUUUCAGGAAUUGGGUCUGCUUUUUUGCUGGGUACUUUGACAUGGCGGGCUUUUGGUGCCUCUGGAUUUUUUCUAGUAGCCUUGUAUUUUGUAAUCGGCACAGCGGUCACAAAAUUGAAAAUGGCGCAGAAGGAGGCUCAAGGGGUGGCUGAGAAGAGGAAAGGAAGGAGAGGCCCUGGUAGUGUUAUCGGUUCCAGUGCUGCUGGCUGUGUUUGUGCUUUUCUGUCAAUAUUCGGAAUGGGUGGAGCAGCAUUUUUCGGACUGUGGCAACUCGGAUUUGUGGCGAGUUUCUGCACUAAGUUGAGCGAUACGGUUUCCAGCGAGGUAGGGAAGGCAUAUGGGAAGACAACGUAUCUUGUUACAACAUUUAAGGUAGUUCCUGGAGGAACAGAAGGGGCUGUGAGCAUUGAGGGAACCAUCGCUGGACUUUUAGCUUCAAUUCUCCUGGCAUCCAUUGGCUGUGUCAUGGGUGAGAUAAACGUACCUGAAGUUGUAAUAUGUGUGGCGGCUUCCCAAAUUGCAAAUCUUGGGGAGAGUGUAAUUGGUGCUGCACUGCAAGAUAAGGAAGGAUUUCGAUGGCUCAAUAAUGACGCUGUUAAUGUAAUUAACAUUUCAAUCGGCAGUGUUUUGGCUAUCUUGAUGCAACAGCUGAUGCUUAGAAAUUGACCAUUAAUUUAUGAGCGAAAGAACUUUGAUUCAUCAAUGUCAGUUAGUUCCUUAGAAGCACAGGCAUCUGAGUUUUCUCUCAUUGCCUAUGCCAUCAGUCCUGAAUAUUUUAUUACAUUUUUUAUACUACUGUAAUCAACUAGACAGUGAUAAACCAGAGAAAAAAGGCAUAGGAAAUUCUUUCAGAAAUGAUUUUAGCAAAUUCUCUGGGAAUAGUGUUAGUAUCUCAUGGAAGUUGAGAUUGGGGAAAACAGAAGAGGUUGAAGAAAGGAAUGUAUUUUUUUCUGACUUGUUUAUAUUUGG
Telopea speciosissima is the source of this 1332-nucleotide messenger RNA. Its product is annotated as protein VTE6, chloroplastic. The transcript is spliced from 6 exons. Lineage: Eukaryota; Viridiplantae; Streptophyta; Magnoliopsida; Proteales; Proteaceae. Gene Ontology annotation, cellular component: chloroplast inner membrane. Bases 73 to 1029 code for a protein of 318 amino acids. The record is from RefSeq and is a predicted model, not a curated record.